Molecule: messenger RNA, 2187 nt
Organism: Monopterus albus (swamp eel)
Lineage: Eukaryota; Metazoa; Chordata; Actinopteri; Synbranchiformes; Synbranchidae
Gene: tgm2l
Product: transglutaminase 2, like
Exons: 15
Coding region: 59-2122 (687 amino acids)
Biological process (GO): peptide cross-linking
Cellular component (GO): mitochondrion
Molecular function (GO): protein-glutamine gamma-glutamyltransferase activity
Source: RefSeq, a predicted model, not a curated record
GACACUUGAAGACGCUUAGACAACAUCUUAAUAAACUUUGACAGAAAGAAGAUCUACAAUGGCCAGAAACCAUGGUUUCAUUACUGAUGUGGAUCUGAGAAGUCGUGAAAACAAUUUGGACCACCGCACCAAGGAGAUUGAUCGAGAGCGCUUGAUUGUGCGCAGGGGUCAACCCUUCUCCAUACUCUUGCAGUGCUCAAAGUCUCUUCCCCGCGGGCACUGCCUGGAAGUGGUCCUGCACCUUGGAAAGAAAGAUGAGGUCAUAAUCAAGGUUCUGAAGGAACGUGGGGCCGGAGACCGCUGGUGGUUUAACCAGCAGGAGGUGCAGGAUGAAAUCCUCUUGACUCUGCACAGUCCAGCAGACGCUAUCAUUGGCCAGUACCAUCUGGUUGUGUUGUUGAUGUCACCCGAUGGGAGAAUUUUAGAGAAAACUGACAAAAUUGGAUUCCACCUGCUCUUUAAUCCAUGGUGCAAAGAUGAUGUAGUGUAUCUCCCCGAUGAGAGUCUGCUCCAGGAGUAUAUUAUGAAUGAAGAUGGUGUGAUUUACAUGGGGGUCUGGGAUGUCAUCAGAAGCAUUCCCUGGAAUUAUGGACAGUUUGAAGACUAUGUGAUGGACAUCUGUUUUGAAGUCCUGGACAACUCCAAGGCUGCCCUGAAGAACUCAAAGAUGGACAUAGAGUGCAGAUCUGACCCCAUCUAUGUCAGCAGGAUGAUUACUGCAAUGGUGAACGCUAAUGAUGAUAGAGGUGUGCUGUAUGGCCGCUGGAAAGAGCCAUACUCUGAUGGCAUUCCCCCACAUCGAUGGACCGGCAGCGUGCCGAUUCUCCAAAAGUGGAAGAGGGAUGGGAUCAAAGCAGUCAAAUAUGGCCAGUGCUGGGUGUUUGCUGGUGUCGCCUGCACAGUGCUGCGCUGUCUGGGAAUUCCUACACGCCUCAUCACCAACUUUUCUUCAGCUCAUGAUGUUGAUGGAAACCUCCUUAUAGAGUUGGAGUUGGAUGAGAAAUACGAGCUUCUUCACAGAUCAGACAGGGGCGACAGUAAAUGGAACUUCCACUGUUGGGUUGAGUCUUGGAUGAGGAGAAAUGAUCUCCCCAAAGGAAAUGAUGGCUGGCAGGUUUUGGACCCCACCCCUCAAGAACUGAGUGAUGGUGAGUUUUGCUGUGGUCCAUGUCCAGUGACAUCCAUCAAGCAGGGUAAUCUGGGAGUAAAGUAUGACGCUCGAUUUAUCUAUGCUGAGGUGAACGCUGACAUCCUCUAUUGGUUGGUCAAACGGGAUGGCCAGCGGCAGAAGUUCAGAGUGGACCAGAGUGAUGUGGGGUUGAACAUCAGCACCAAAAGUGUUUAUGGCAACUACAGAGAAGAUCUCACUCUCCAGUACAAAUAUCCUGAAGGAUCACGGGAGGAGAGAGAAGCAUACGAGAAGGCGGGACGCCAAGCCAGGGAGCUGACCAAUGAGAGGGCAGAAUCAGGACAACUGCAGUUGUCCAUCAAACAUGCUAAACCUGUAUUUGGGACAGACUUUGAUGUGAUUAUUGAGGUGAAAAAUGACGGAGCCAAAAAUGCUACAGCUGAGCUGACCAUGUUGGCCAUGGCUGUAACUUAUAAUUCUCUUCACCAAGGGGAGUGCCACAGGCAGACACACAGUGUGACUGUGCCAGCUCACCAAACCCACAAGGAAGUGCUGCGUCUGCGCUAUGACAACUAUGCCAAUUGUGUCUCUGAGCACCAUCUGAUCAGGGUCAAGGCGUUCUUAGUGGCUCCAGGGGAGAACAAACCUCUGAUGACUGUGGCCAACAUCCCAUUGAGCAGGCCUGACCUCCUCAUAAAGGUGCCUGGGAAAGCUGUAGUCAGGAAACAAGUGACAGCCUACAUCUCCUUCACCAAUCCUCUACCGGUCCCACUAAAGGGUGGCGUAUUCACUGUAGAGGGGGCUGGCCUACUCAAUGACACUCAGAUCCAUGUUAAUGGUGCUGUCCAACCAGGCGAGAUGGUGUCUGUCAAGUUCUCCUUCCUUCCCAGGCGGACUGGGGUCAGGAAGCUCCUGGUGGACUUUGACUCUGACAAGCUGAAGGAUGUAAAGGGAGUUGCUACUAUGGUUGUCCACAAAAGAUAUUACCUGUAAUCUAAAUUUAAUGACUAGGAUUUCAGCUAAAUAAAACAAACACAUCCAAAAUUGUGUGAUAAUGU